UACAAGUACUUAGACACUUAACAAACUUUCUUUGCCUGCGCAGUUCUCCAAAUUCUUGUUCUUUCUUUUCCUUCACCUUUUAGAUUUUACCAUAUAUACCUUGCAAUAAUGGGAAUCCAAAGGAGGUUUUCAACAUCUGGAGGUGUUCCAAAAGGUCAUUGUGCAGUAUAUGUAGGAGAGAGUCAAAAGAAGAGAUUUAUCAUUCCAGUAUCAUAUUUGAACCGACCAUCAUUUCAAUACUUGUUAGCUCAAGCUGAAGAAGAGUUUGGCUUUGAUCAUCCAAUGGGUGGUCAUACAAUACAUUGCAAAGAGGAUAUGUUCGUUGAUUUUAUUUACCGCUUGAGGUGAUUAUAAGUAGGACUAGGGUGCAAAUUCUUCUGUCCAUGAAAUUUUGUAAAGCAAUAGGAUUAGAAACGAGAAAGAUGACAUAUAGUAGAGAGUGGCACUCGACAAAGAGAGAAAACAACUCCUUGUUUUUCUGACACCAUUUUGUAUGGUAGUUGUAAACAAGGAUUUUCUGCAUGUAAAGGAUAUAACAAAUCCAAGUAAUUUCUUUCAAGUCA
Molecule: messenger RNA, 563 nt
Organism: Capsicum annuum
Lineage: Eukaryota; Viridiplantae; Streptophyta; Magnoliopsida; Solanales; Solanaceae
Product: auxin-responsive protein SAUR24-like
Exons: 1
Coding region: 109-348 (79 amino acids)
Biological process (GO): response to auxin
Source: RefSeq, a predicted model, not a curated record